AUGCAGUACUUUGCUGCAGAGGAUGGUGUCAUCAAGACCAGCUAUAAUUUGGACCUGGAAUUGGACCGGACCCUGGAGAAGAGUAUUCUGUUGGUCCGAGCAUUCAGCAUGUCUGAUGACCGCAGCGGAACGGCCACAGUCACCGUCUACGUGCAGGACGUCAACGAACAUGCGCCUCUCUGCGUCCCCCCUGUGAUAGUUUUAACGGUUCCUGAGACGACUGAGGUGGGAAGAAGUCUGGGCACGCUGCGUUGCUUUGACGUGGACGUCAGUAACCAGAACGUCACGCUCACGCUUAUUGAGAACAGCUUCUCACUCUUCAAGUUUCGCCUUCAAGACGGACAGCUACAGGUGAAUAACAGCCUGGAUUACGAUGUUGCAGAUGUCACAAAUUUCCAGUAUGAAGCCACCAUUUUGGCCACAGACUCUGGCACUCCUCCCCUCACAACUGAAGUUCGUGUCCUCAUAACGGUGACCCCUGUGAAUGAGUUUGACCCUCUGUUCUUGGGGCCCCUGGUCAUCUCCGUCCCCGAGAACACGAGGAGGGGUUCGGUGAUUGCGUCUAUCAGCGCAGUGGACCGCGACUGGCCCUUCAACUCUCUCCGAUACUCCAUCCUGGAGGGUGAGGAACAGUUCUCCCUUGACCCCAUUAGAGGUCAGCUUUACCUGGGGGUAGAUUUGGACUUUGAGGUCCAGGAGCAGCAUGAGCUGAAAGUGAAGGCUGUGGACUUUGAUCAGGAUGUGGACAAAACCAAACAGCGCACAGGCAUGGCAGAGAUCACUAUUAUGGUGGAGAACGUGAAUGACAACGCCCCAGUGUGUGACCCGGUGUCCUAUGAGUCCACCAUCUUCUCCACUCUGGCCUCCAACAGCCCCAUCGUCACGCUGACCUGCACGGAUCGGGACGGAGACCGUCUCACGGCUACCAUCACCAGUGGCGCAGCAGUUGACCGGUUUCAGCUGACCGGCUUGACCCUUCUCUCCAGGAACGUCUUCUCUUUCGUGCCGGACGGCGUGUAUGACGACACGGAUUACGAGAUCACCAUCUCGGUGUCUGACGGCAAACACAGCACCAGUGUGGUGGCGUAUAUAUACGUCAUUCCCUGGACCACCACCAAACCUACAACCACUACCACAACCACAACGAAGAACCCGGCGGUGGUGACUGUGAUUAAUGAGUUCUGGGACCCGCAGCCAUGGUUUGUGGCCGCCCUGACGGUCACCGGCGCUUUGCUGCUCCUCCUCCUGAGCCUUCCUCUGUGGAUAAAGCUCUUCCGGUACCCCACACCAACACUGACUCAGUAA
This is a messenger RNA of Sardina pilchardus (European sardine), 1305 nucleotides long. Its product is annotated as cadherin-related family member 4-like. Gene Ontology annotation, molecular function: calcium ion binding. The record is from RefSeq and is a predicted model, not a curated record. Gene Ontology annotation, biological process: homophilic cell-cell adhesion. Gene Ontology annotation, cellular component: plasma membrane. The transcript has 8 exons. The coding region runs from base 1 to 1305 and encodes 434 amino acids. Lineage: Eukaryota; Metazoa; Chordata; Actinopteri; Clupeiformes; Clupeidae.